UUUAAUUCCAAGACAUUAAAGUUUUUUAUACAACAAAAUAACAAGUUUUGUGUGCACGGUAUUACAACUUAUAUGUUUCAAAUUAAUAAAUUAUGAUCAUAACAAAUUUUUUUGAAGCGCAUACAAAUUAAUUCGCAUUGUUUAUACAUACCACGUAGGUAUUCGAUAAAUUCUUGUCAUCUACUAAUGUUUACGUACUGUUGUUGUAAAAUACACACAUAAGUGUAACGAAAGAAUAUUAUGGCACCCAAAACGUCAUCGGCUACUCUACGUCUGAAACAAGAUUACAUCCGUCUAAAAAAUGAUCCUGUGCCUUAUGUAAUCGCUGAACCAAAUCCUUCUAACAUAUUGGAAUGGUACUACGUAGUUAGUGGACCCGACGAUUCUCCGUACGCUGGCGGUUAUUAUUUGGGAAGGCUAGUUUUCCCUAGAGAUUUUCCAUUUAAGCCGCCCAGCAUUUACAUGAUUACACCAAACGGCAGAUUCAAAACUAACACCCGCCUGUGUUUGUCCAUUAGUGAUUACCAUCCAGACACAUGGAAUCCAGCAUGGAGUGUAUCUACUAUUCUCACUGGUUUGCUAAGCUUUAUGCUGGAGAAUAGCCCUACUAUGGGUAGCAUAGAGAUGACUGAUUACGAGAGGCGUCAACUGGCUGCUCAAAGCUUAGAGUCAAAUGUAUGUGACGAAAAUUUCUGUGAACUAUUUCCUGAACUUACCAUGACAAUACAAAAUGAAAUUGAAAAACGAAAUUUGGCUAGAGCUAAUGAAGAGCAGUCGCCCAUCAUGGAUAGUAGCCAACCUGAAAACAAUAUUCUUCACUCAGUUGUUUACAACAGUGUGGUAGUGGUCGGCUUUGCACUAUUCAUUUACUUAGUCAGAUAUGUUUUGUAUAACAUGAAUAUCGAGUGAAAUUUCCUACUCAUUCCCUUUAUUUUUAAUUAAUUAAUUAAAUAAAAUGUUGUAGUCAUAGAGAUGAAUAUAUUAACUAUAAAAUGAAAACUAUUGGUUACAACAAUUAUUUAUGUAAUUUGUUUGACUGAAUGAUCAACAGUUGUAAUCCUGGUUUUUUUUUUAUCAUUUAAGUUUAUGAAAUUAAUUAAGGAAUUAUAUAAUAGAACUUGUUUUUGUUUUAUAUAAGUAUUUUACAGUAUAAAAAAAAAAAUACAAUCAUUGCAAAGAACUGUCUACUAAUCCUAAAA
Molecule: messenger RNA, 1199 nt
Organism: Acyrthosiphon pisum (pea aphid)
Lineage: Eukaryota; Metazoa; Arthropoda; Insecta; Hemiptera; Aphididae
Product: ubiquitin-conjugating enzyme E2 j2-like
Source: RefSeq, marked provisional